AUGGAGCAGCAGGCCUUUGACAGGGAGAACCGAAAACGCAUCCAGGCGGUGCAGAACGCCUUCGGCCCAUCGGGGGAGACCCUGUGUUGUCCCGGUCGGAUCCUGUUUGGAGAGGGCGUUCUGAUGAAGCAGGGUCGCAAGAAGUGGCAGCCGAAGGGCUUCUUCCUUUUCAACGACAUCCUGGUGUACGGCAGCGUCCUCGUGAGGGGCCGCUGGUACAACAACCAAAAGAUCAUCCUUUUAGAGGAUGUCAAACAGGAGGACAUGGAGGACGGCGACGACGUGAAGAACCAGUGGCUGAUCUGCACGGCGAGCAAGUCCUUUUUCGUGUCGGCCGGGUCGAGCGAGGAGAAGCAGGCCUGGAUGGAGCACAUCGAGGACUGCCGCCGCCUCCUGCUCCAGGCCGGCGGCCGCCAGCCGCGCUCCACCUUCGCCGUGUCCUGGAUUCCCGACCGGGCCGCCCAGAAGUGCCUGCGCUGCCUCGGCAAGUUCACCGGCACCAAACGCCGGCACCACUGCAGGAAGUGCGGCUUCGUGGUGUGCAGCGGGUGCUCCCAGCAGCGGGGGGUCAUCCAUAACAUCCACCCCACCAAGCUGCAGAGGAUCUGCUACCGCUGCCACCAGCUGAUGAGGCAGGAGGAGCAGCCGGACAGCGCCGGGGAGAACGACAAUGGCGGAGAGUCCGGUGACGGUGACAAACUGCAGAGAUACACGCCCAGCAGCUGGCUGGACACCCGGAGAGGCACGUGGGCCCAUGUGGGCCCUCAUCAAACAGUGCCUGAGUGA
Messenger RNA from Menidia menidia (Atlantic silverside), 786 nucleotides. Lineage: Eukaryota; Metazoa; Chordata; Actinopteri; Atheriniformes; Atherinopsidae. The record is from the annotation of a GenBank genome assembly.